Dibothriocephalus latus is the source of this 327-nucleotide messenger RNA. Lineage: Eukaryota; Metazoa; Platyhelminthes; Cestoda; Diphyllobothriidea; Diphyllobothriidae. The record is from the annotation of a GenBank genome assembly.
CGCGGUGGAAACUUCAAACUGCGUGUUACGGAAGAUGAAAGAGUCUUGAGUGUGAAGUCGGAGAUCUACCAUGAGCAACGAAUUCUGAAGGACAAACAAACCCUGAUAUUUGGCGGUUUCAUUCUUGAAGAUUCCUACCAACUGAAGGCGUAUGGCCUCAAGGAUGGUUCUUCCCUAUUCCCCAGCCUUCCCUUGGACUUUGCAGGGGAUAUUUCGGUGAGCAUAACCCUGCCGUCUGGAGUCGAGGUAAGGCCUUGGAUCCAUGAAAAGGCCACUGUGGACGACCUGAAAGAACAGCUGCGUCACUUGUGUCAACUGCCUGUGUAA